AGUGUGUUGUGUUUACUGCAUUUGAUUGCUGUUUUGGUGUUUGCCGGUGGAUUCUUCCCAGCGAAAUCGAAGUCAAGAAGUCAGGAAACAUUGCAGUCACCCGGUACGACGGCCAGAAAUUCAGAUGUGCUCAGAGAGUUGAUCAGAGAUGAGAAAUGUUUCGAUGAAUUGAUGAAACGUCGGUCGGAAUUUGGGAUUUUUGGAGGGGUGAUGCGAAAAGAUACGGAUAAAUUGGUGAUAAUGGUGAUUGAUGCGUGGAGAGCGGGAUUUUACUUUAGUGAUAAGGAGGGUGAUAAGAGUGAUAAGGGUGUUAUCAGUGGU
Messenger RNA from Anisakis simplex (herring worm), 321 nucleotides. The record is from the annotation of a GenBank genome assembly. NCBI's taxonomy places the organism in Eukaryota, Metazoa, Nematoda, Chromadorea, Rhabditida, Anisakidae.